AUGAAAGCUUUUGAUGAUCAAAUAAAAUCAAAUUCUUGUGCAUUGGAAACUGGUAGGAGACCUCUGAAUUGCAGGAAAUAUUUUGGAUCUGAUCAUUUGAAGUACAAAAGACAGAAACGAUUUAGAUGUAAAAACAAGAGAAUUGCAGCAUUAGCACAGCCAAGAUAUUACACACCGAAAUAUGUUCCAAAUGAAGACUGGACUUGGAAUCAAAAUAUCGAGAUUCAAAGAGAUUUUAAUCUUUCAACUAGAAUCAAAAUGCUUUCAGUUCCAAAAGUCAGGAAGCUUACUGCAUCAUAUGAAGACUAUAAGAACACAAUGAAUUAUGAAAAAUUAAGCAAUAUCAGCAAUCUCAUGAACUAUUCAAUGAUGACAAUGUACAGCAGACUUGCAAAUGUGCAAUUAAGUGAGUCUAGAGCACCUCGUCGUAAAUGGACACAAAAAGAUUGGCAAAGGCAUUGUGAAUGGCUUCAGAAACGAGCAUGUCCCAAAAAGAUUCCAAAUGUAAAAAAGCCUCCUCGAAAGAUUGUUCCUUUGAAUGAAUUGGAGACAUCCAUUCAUCAAUUAUCGCAACCUCGUCAUCCAGUAAAAAAGUAUCGACCGACUUAUGGUUAUCAGACUGCUGUUAGAAAUGCUUCAAAACAGUAUAUACCAACAAAGCGACUAAUCAAACUUUCUGAGCCUAAAGCGGUAAGAGGAUUAGAGGAAGAAAAUUUAUUGGGCGACGAACUUAAAGAAACAUUUUAUGCUAAUCCAAAAGCACUAACGUAUAAUGCGACCGAUCGAAUCAAGCAACUCGCAUCUCCAAAGAUACAAUUUAAAGAAAAGGUUUUGAAAGUUCCUCCAGAAACAACAAUUUAUGGGGUCGUCAAAAGAGCAUUGAAGGCAUCAUUAAGUGAAAGAACUUUAAAUUUAUCCAAACCGAAAAUCAAAGACAACGACGAUGAUGAGGAAGAGAAGCCAGCAGUAAGUCCAAAAGCAUUAAAAGCAAAAGCCACACCAAGAAUUCUUCAACUUGCACAACCACGAAUCUUGUAA
Molecule: messenger RNA, 1038 nt
Organism: Chironomus riparius
Lineage: Eukaryota; Metazoa; Arthropoda; Insecta; Diptera; Chironomidae
Source: the annotation of a GenBank genome assembly